CAUUAUUGUGGAAAAGACCGAUUUUCGGAAGGCAGCUAUAAUAAACUCGAAAAAUACUCUGAAAAUUUGAAAAAUCACUUCUUUAGAUAGAUUAACUUUCAUUUUAUAUUAAAGAGAUUCUUCCUAAACGAGACAAAUUGAAGAUAAUGGCAAGCAUUUCUCGAGUUGUGCCUGGAGAGGCUAGCGAAUCGGAUUCUGACGACGAACUGAGAAGAGCAGCCGAACUUGUUGCGGGGCGCAGUCAGACGUCCAUCGGGGAGGAGCUGCGGCAGGCAGGUGUCGUGGUUCAGGGUGAGGCUUCGGAAACGGACAGCGAAGAAGAUGAAGAAAUGCAUCGAGCACGAGCAGAGCAACAGCAAUUUCCAUCACAGGCAAACAUUCCUCCUUUGAAAGUCAACCGAGCAUCUCGUUCGCCAUCCAUCGGCAGCCAGUCUUCCAUCAAAUCAGGAUCCUCGGCCUCGCAGAUCAAGGUGUCACCCCUGGAUCCACCCCGCUACGACACCCUCCUACAUCGGAAGCUCCGGGAGCGUAACAUCAGCCUUCAGAUCAACCUGCAGGACGCUGUGGCUCAAGCCAUCCAGGCCAAGCACAAGGAGUUCAGUAACACCAACCAAAUGCUCACCAAAUCACAGAUGGUCAUACAGGAUGUGUGCUACAGUAUGAGGCACUUCUCUGACGACAUCAAGCGCACCAAUGACAAGCUAGAUAUCAUCAGUACCAGCGGGUAUUUACCAGAAUUUAACUUUCCUUCGAAUGGAUCAUGAUGGGGAACAUUCCCUGAACUCUCCUAUUUUGACGAAUGGGAUACAUUUACCGUAAAAUCUGUGUGUAGACACCACCAAAUGAGAACAAGAAAAAAGCUGUCUUUUUGAGGAGGUGGUCUUUGCGAGCGAGUUCCUGUAUCACAUGUGUCAAUGGAGAAGUAUACAAAGAAAAUUAAACAUUAAACACAUUUCUGAAGCUGAUUUGACUGUAUCAGUCAAUCACCACGACGAUUAUUCUUGCAUGUUUACAUGUAUAUGAUCAGGAUGGAAUAUGAAAUGUGUCGAUCACCCAACAGAUGAGGGAGUAAAUGUCAUUUUUAGGGAGCUGCCUUAAUGUGAAUGUACAUGUACCAUUCCAUCUUUUGAGGACGUGUCGAUCACCAUCUAAUUUUUUAUUGCCUUGGGUUUUAUCCAAGCUGGAUUGCUAGUUACUUUACAGGAUUAGCAGUGUUAUACUAAGGAGUAAAAGGCAUGUGACCUGGAUGGAGUGUCCUUUGUUGAUCUGUCUUGCUGUUGAAAUACCAUCAGUAUUAUUGAUUUGCUUACCAAGCGACCUACAAUCUGACUAUGACAAUGAAGCCUCUAUUUCAUGAGAUCUUGAAUCAUACUGAAAAGACUUCAAAAGUCUUUAAGUUACAGAAUUCUUUAGAAAAUUUUGAGCUUUCAUGAUAACAGAUUUCAUUGGCCUGUACUCUGAAGUCUGGCUUAAUUGAGGCCAUGUAGUCUUACUCGGUGCUAAAAUUAUGGGAAGCCAAAAUUCAAAAUUUUGUUAACAUUGUGUGUUUCUUAUGUUUACUGCACACUUUGAUUUAAUUUGUUCCAGUGCCGUUCAAAGAAAACUGAUUCAGAUAGACAAUUGUAAAUGACCUGUGUGUGAGAUGAGCUGAUAAAUCAAAUGUGAAUUGUUAAAGAUUGGCGUCUCAAUAGGCUAUCCAUAGUUAAACCACAACUUUAAACCUGGACACUCCAUCCAGGCCCGUAUUCUGAAGUCGGGUUUAAC
This is a messenger RNA of Lytechinus variegatus (green sea urchin), 1764 nucleotides long. RefSeq names its product biogenesis of lysosome-related organelles complex 1 subunit 3-like. Gene Ontology annotation, cellular component: BLOC-1 complex. Lineage: Eukaryota; Metazoa; Echinodermata; Echinoidea; Temnopleuroida; Toxopneustidae. The coding region runs from base 147 to 764 and encodes 205 amino acids. The record is from RefSeq and is a predicted model, not a curated record. The transcript is spliced from 3 exons.